GGAGGAGCUUUUCCCUCUUCAUCACCAGCUCUCUGAGCUCCAGGUAGCUGGAGAAUCUUUGAGGUUCUGGAGUAAUAUCUGUGUGGUUCUGGUUCUGUUCUGGUCCGACCCGUUCUGCUUGGUGGGCCAUGCAGCGCUGCGCCUCCUCCCAGCCUCUUGUGGAGGAGAUCCAAGCUGAGGAAGAGGAGGAGGAGGAGGAAGAGCAGGAGGUGUUUCAGGAGACGGGAGGCGUUAACGAGGAGCAGGUCGGUCCGGUGGAGGAGGCGUCGGCCCGGGAACCCGAUGGCCGGUCGGCUCCUGUGGAGCAUAAGAACGGGAAGCGGGCCGAAGCCGGACCCAGCGUGGCGGACGGCGGUCCGAGGUUCUCCAUGUUCACCUGGCUGAUGGUCGUGGCUCUGCUGGGUGUCUGGAGCUCCGUGGCCGUCUUCUACUUUGACAUCGUGGACUACGACAGAGUCCUGGCGAGGGCGCAGGAGUUUCGUAUGAACUUUUCUGAAGUUCUGCAAGGGAAACUAGCCGCCUACGACACGGACGGAGACGGAGACUUCGACGUGGAGGACGCCAAAGUUCUGCUCGGCCUGACCAAAGAUGGCGGCCGUAGCGCCAACGCCGAGUCGCUCGAGGAGGUUCUGAACAUUUUAGCAGAGGAGGGCUCUGAUUGGAUCUAUGGCUUCUUCACCUUCCUUUAUGAUGUAGUUUCUCCCCCCGCACAGCGAGAUCAGAGGAGGUUCAGAGGAAGCUCUGAGCGGAUCAGAACAGAGGAGGAGAAGAAGAGAGGGAGGCGCAGAGGAGAGACUUCAGAGGAGGCUGAAACGAACCAAACCAAAGCUCAGACUUCGGGGCCUCUGGUCCGAGGCGUCAAGCUGCGCUCGGCUCUGAGGGAGGAGCUCAGGCUGGUCCACGAGAAGAUGGAGGCCAAGAGGAUCGCUCGCAUCGCACUGGCCGAGAUCCGGGCGCUCCUGGCUGAGGAGGAGCAGGAGAGGGAGGAAGCUUGGGCACAGAAGAUGAAGGACCUGGAAACAGCUCAGGAGCAACUGAGGGAAGAGAGGAGGAUAGAAGAGCAAAGGGUGGAGAGGGAAAGGGCGGAGAGGGAGAGACUGGAGAGAGAAAAGGUGGAGAAGGAAAGGGCGGAGAGGGAGAGACUGGAGAGAGAAAAGGUGGAGAAGGAAAGGGCGGAGAGGGAAAAGGUGGAGAAGGAAAAGGCGGAGAGGGAGAGACUGGAGAGAGAAAAGGUGGAGAAGGAAAGGGAAAAGGUGGAGAGGGAAAGGGUGGAGAAGGAAAGGGAAAAGGUGGAGAGGGAAAGGGUGGAGAAGGAAAGGGCAGAGAAGGCAGAGGUGGAGAAGGAGAGACUAGCAAGGGAAAGGGCGGAGAAGGAGAGACUAGCGAGGGAAAAACUGGAGAAGGAGAGACUAGCGAGAGAAAGGGCGGAGACGGAGAGACUAGCGAGGGAAAAACUGGACAAGGAGAGACUAGCGAGAGAAAAACUGGAGAAGGAGAGACUAGCGAGAGAAAGGGCGGAGAAGGAGAGACUAGCGAGAGAAAGGGCGGAGAAGGAGAGACUAGCGAGGGAAAAACUGGAGAAGGAGAGACUAGCGAGAGAAAGGGCGGAGACGGAGAGACUAGCGAGGGAAAAACUGGACAAGGAGAGACUAGCGAGAGAAAGGGCGGAGAAGGAGAGACUAGCGAGGGAAAAACUGGACAAGGAGAGACUAGCGAGAGAAAGGGCGGAGAAGGAGAGACUAGUGAGGGAAAAACUGGAGGAGGAGAGACUAGCGAGAGAAAGGGCGGAGAAGGAGAGACUAGCGAGGGAAAAACUGGAGAAGGAGAGACUAGCGAGAGAAAGGGUGGAGACGGAGAAACUAGCGAGGGAAAAACUGGAGGAGGAGAGACUAGCGAGAGAAAGGGUGGAGACGGAGAAACUAGCGAGGGAAAAACUGGAGGAGGAGAGACUAGCGAGGGAACAGGUGGAACGACAGAGGACAGAAAAAGAGAGGAGCGAGAGGGAACGCCUCAUCAAGGAGAGAGAAAGAUUAAGCCAAGAAAGAGCAGAAAAGGAAAGAUUAGAGAAGGAGAGACUCCAAAGAGAAAGGGUCACCAAGGAGAAAGCAGAGAAAGAAAGAAUAGAGAGGGAACAACUUAGUAAGGAGAGAGAGAGAAUCGCCAAACAGAAGGAGCAACUAGAAAAAGAAAAAAUUGUCAAAGACAAAUCUGAAAAAGAACAAUUGGACAAUGACAAGGCCGAAAAAGAAAGACUGGAGAGGAUUGCUAGAGAAAGGGAAAGAAUGGCCAAAGAAAAACCUGAAAAGGAAAAGAUAGACAGAGCAACUAAAGAGAAGGAAGAGAGAGAGAGGAUUGCUAGAGAAAGAGCUAGAUGGGCUCAGGAGAAGGAGAGAUCAGAGAAAGACCUGGCAGUGAGGAAGGAGAGGGAACAGAUGAUGAAGGAAAGAGAGAAGCAGGAGAGGGACAAGUUGGAGAAACAAAGGCUAUCCAGAGAGAAGGAACUGAUGGAGAGACAGCGGCUGGCUGGAGAGAAGGCCCUCCAGGAGAAGAUGGAGGCAGAGAGGUUGGCCAAGGAGAAGCAACUAAAUGCCACAAAGAACGACAUGAAGAGACGAGACCUUCCAGAGAGGAAGUACAAUGCUUCCCAAGCUUUAGCUCCAGCAGCCAUCAGGAGGGACAAGAUGGCUGCUGAUGGGACUAAAAACUGACUGAUGAAUGGACGAUGCUCCAACUCUAUAGUCCAGGGAAACGGAUGAACUCCUGGUUUAAAAAUCAGGUUUAUCUGGGUUGGGUUUGUUUGGACACAUGCAGGUGUUGUACCUGUUGGGAUAUUGGAGCCAAAUCCUGUUUGGUCUCUAUAGAUGGGCUGUAGGCCCAAAUAUACGAGCCGAGGGGUGACAGGUGGUAGGCAGGCAUUGAACCCAAAAGGACAUAAGUUUUUGACCGCUGUGGCUGAGUCUGUGUAAAUACUGUUGUGUGUACUAGGGAGUUAUUGGGUUUUGUGCAUUAAUUGUCUUGUCAGAGUUGAAUAAACUGGUGAACCUGAAAUGCAAGAAAACCCUUGGCACUGACUUUUACGUGCCACAAGAGGUACAAUGUUUGCCACCUAGUGCUUCUCAGCAAAGCAGCUAUGGAUCAACACUUCAGCAGUACAGUAUUACACUGGUUAGUACAAGGGAUGACACCAGUCCUCCUCUGUCUCAAACUUUUAGCAAGUUGAAUCAGAUACUUUUGUUUUGACAGAUAAGUGAAGAUUUCAACAUGUCAGUGGGCUGUCACUUUAGACAAGUCACCUGUUAUUGAACACCCAAUCAUGGACACGUAGUGCUAAAGGAAACUUGGAAUAAACAUAUUUCAGAGAACCUGGCAUACCGUGGGAGCCAGAGUACCUCCAGGUAUCUGGAGAGUACCCCCAGGUACUCUGGCUGCUACUGGCAGGAUCUCCAGUAGCAGUCAGUCUUGCUCCCCAUCCACAUGGAGACGUACAGAAAGGUCCCCAGGUCGGGAUUCAAGCCCAGUCAACCGUUCUACCAUCAGCCCCACUCUGGUGUUUGGUUUGUAUCAGCUGGUGCUCCAUGUAGAUACUCCUAGCCACUUUAUUUUUCUUCAUAGUUGCAUGUUUUGGGUGAUCAAUGGGGAUAAUCAUAAAAGUGAUCAUAACAAAUAUAAAAUUUUAUUAAAUUCUGGGUUUUUUUCCUAAAAACUUUACAGACCUUCCCAAAUUGCUGUUCUGAUCCCAGUUUGGGCCAAUUGAAGAAUGAAAGAUUUUGAUUUGUUAAUUACUAAAGAAAAUAAAAGUUGAAUCUUUGGAUCUGAAAGACGUUGGGAAACAUCCCCAACUUCUGAAAAAGUUGAUCCAUGGUUGCAACAAAGUGUUGUACCUCUAAAAAAUGUUGCAUAAAACCAGUGGUAGGAACUGCUAACUGAAAAGUUAGCUGUGCUAACCCUAAAGCAGUAGUGGAGCGCUAAGGCACUACACUAACACAGUAUGUAGCGGAAGCUAAUGCUAAAAUUGCUCAACUGUCAAUAACAAGAACUUCAACACAGAUGUUGAACUUUAUUCAACUGAGUUUACAAAACACCAAGUAAAUUAAUGUUUUCAAAGUUAGCUAAAGUGCUAAGCUAAAGAUUAGCUCCUCUAUUAGCAGAAGUUUGUCCACCUCUGUAUAAAACAGGCAUGAGGGCCGAGUGCAGAGACACCAGCUGCGUUUGAAUAUUGCUGUUGUGUAAAUGAUUGUGUUUACACGGGGGACCAGCAGGGGGCGCUAUAAAAACAGACUCUGCUCUGCAUCAGGAGCUCCAGCUCCUUUCUGCUGGUUCACAAACAUUCAACUUGUAAUUAUGGCAACUUUUGUCAGUUUCAUGUCUUUAAACAAUCAAUAAAAAGCAUCUUAACUCUGUAUGUAGACGUACUGAAACUAGAACAUACCACAGGUAGAAACUUUAUUAUAAUACAUUUAAUAUAAAGAUAUGACCUCAUGUUUCUGUGUGGUUGUUUGUUAGGAUUGCUUUGGUUUAAGUUCAUUUCUGUUUUAUUUCAUUCAUUUUAUUCUUGGAUGUUUUGAGUUUGUAGUGAAAUGUUUGGAGUUCAGUUCAUGAUCCUCUGGGUUCCUCCUGGUGACGGCUGCCUGUAAACCACAUCAGUCAGACACUCUGCAGGUUUCUCUUCUGCUUUCAUGUAUUUCAUGUCUGUACUUUAAUAAAACAGAGAAAAUGUUUUGGCUUCA
Xiphophorus maculatus (southern platyfish) is the source of this 4727-nucleotide messenger RNA. Its product is annotated as aspartyl/asparaginyl beta-hydroxylase-like. The record is from RefSeq and is a predicted model, not a curated record. Gene Ontology annotation, cellular component: endoplasmic reticulum; membrane. Bases 129 to 2708 code for a protein of 859 amino acids. Gene Ontology annotation, molecular function: peptidyl-aspartic acid 3-dioxygenase activity; protein binding. Gene Ontology annotation, biological process: peptidyl-aspartic acid hydroxylation. Lineage: Eukaryota; Metazoa; Chordata; Actinopteri; Cyprinodontiformes; Poeciliidae. The transcript has 10 exons.